This is a messenger RNA of Vicia villosa (hairy vetch), 1692 nucleotides long. RefSeq lists its product as uncharacterized. The record is from RefSeq and is a predicted model, not a curated record. The transcript is spliced from 9 exons. Gene Ontology annotation, molecular function: protein binding. NCBI's taxonomy places the organism in Eukaryota, Viridiplantae, Streptophyta, Magnoliopsida, Fabales, Fabaceae. The coding region runs from base 83 to 1441 and encodes 452 amino acids.
AGUACAACACUAUCAAUGACUCAUUUCUUUGCUCUUUCUCAACACUAUUUUCUUUCCUCUUUGUUAAUCAACAACACUCAUAAUGGAGCAAUUCACCAACGACGAUCUCGAAUACGUUAACGACGACUACUUCGAAUUCUCCGAUUUCGAAGACGACGAAACCUUCUCCACCAAUGUUCCUCAACACCGUACCUCCGAUGCCGCCACUCCCGACUCCGACUCCGAAGACGAGUUUGAUACGAGUAAUGCGAAGACGGAUACUUCUGCUUUGGAAGCGAGAAACGGGAAGGAUAUUCAGGGAAUUCCAUGGGAGAUGCUUAAUUAUACUAGAGAUGAGUACCGUGAAACUCGGUUGAAACAGUAUAAGAAUUACGAGAGCCUCACGCGCUCUCAUGAGGAACUUGAUAAGGAAUGUUUGGAAGUGCAGAAAGGGAAAUCGUAUUAUGAUUUUCAGUUCAAUACCAGGCUUGUCAAAUCAACAAUUGUGCACUUUCAGCUGAGGAAUCUGUUGUGGGCAACAUCAAAGCAUGAUGUAUACCUUAUGCAAAACUACUCCGUGAUGCAUUGGUCCUCAUUACUACGAAGGAGUAAAGAAGUGCUUAAUGUGGCAAAACCGAUUAUCCCAACCCUUCAGAAGCAUUCUGGAUUAGCUCACCCUAUCUCGCGAGUGCAAAUUAGCACCAUGGCUGUUAAGGAGAACCUGAUGGUGGCAGGUGGUUUCCACGGCGAGCUUAUUUGCAAGAAUUUGAAUCAUUCUGGAGUUGCAUUCUGCAGUAAAAUAACUACCGAUGAUAAUGCUAUAACCAAUGCAGUGGAUAUCUUCCGCAACCCCAGUGGGUCAUUGAGGGUCAUUGCAGCAAAUAAUGAUUCCCAAAUUCGGGUUUUUGAUUCAGAGAAUUUCGCUUCUCUUGGUAGUUUCAAAUAUGAUUGGUCUGUCAAUAAUGCUUCUGUUAGUCCGGAUGGAAAGUUGUUAGCUGUUCUUGGAGACAGUACUGAGGGCUUAAUAGCUGAUGCUAACACGGGAAAGAUCACUGGAAACCUAAAAGGGCACUUGGACUAUUCUUUCUCAUCUGCUUGGCAUCCUAACGGACAAAUUUUAGCUACCGGGAAUCAGGACAGAACAUGCAGGUUGUGGGAUGUAAGAAAUCUUUCGCAGUCCUUAGCAGUCUUAAAGGGAAGAAUAGGUGCAAUAAGGGGCUUAAGAUUCACAUCAGAUGGACGGUUUUUGGCCAUGGCUGAGCCAGCAGAUUUCGUCCAUGUUUUUGAUUCGCAAUCUGGUUAUGCACAUAGUCAAGAGAUAGAUAUAUUUGGUGAGAUUGCUGGUAUAUGUUUUAGCCCUGACACUGAGGCUCUGUUUGUUGGUGUUGCUGAUCGAAUGUACGGUAGCUUGUUAGAGUUCACCAGAAAACAUUAUUAUCAGUAUCUAGACUCAAUGCUUUAAUCUUAAGCGGGAUGUCUUCAAGAUGUACAGAGAUCUUAUCAUGUGCAUAUCCACAGGAAGAUUUCUAAAAUAGGUUUAUAAUUUGCUUUUGCAAGAUGUUUUUUUUUUUGCCGAACUUGGUGCUGCAAAUAGCAAAUUUUGCUCUACAGAGCUAAUCCGGUUAAGUUUUUUUUCCUUGUUUUAGAGCUUGAAUAUUGUAUAUUUGAAACAAUAUAAUUAAGCAUUUUAUUAUUAUAUUGCUUUGAACUUAA